GUUUUCGACGGAUAUGGUCCAAAUACAUACCCCAUGUUACAGUUAUGAAACCAGCGGAUGAUCUCUGCGAUGUCUGCCGUGGAAACACAAUAUCGAUUGCGCAAGCCAAAGGUGUUACUGACAUUGAACGCGCACAGAAGCUUAAUUAAUUUCUUGAUCACCUCCACCGAGCCCGAAAUCAACGAGAAUAUUAUCAAAGUUGGUGUAGAAAUACUGACCCUACAGCAGUCGUUCUGUCAUUUGAUUUUGCCCAAACCGUUCACUACCCUGUCAGUCCACAACAACCUGGUACAGCAUACUUCAAAGCAACCAAGAAGUGCGGAGUCUUCGGAAUUACAGACGAAAAACAAAAAGUUCAGUACAAUUACAUGAUAGACGAAAAAGAUGACGUUGGUAAAGGACCUAACUGUGUUGUGAGCAUCCUGCAUUAUCACCUGCAAACCUACUAUAAAGACAUUGAAACACUCGUUCUUUUCUGUGACAAUUGUGUUGGGCAGAAUAAGAAUAACACUGUACUAUCAUA
Messenger RNA from Rhagoletis pomonella (apple maggot), 523 nucleotides. RefSeq lists its product as uncharacterized. Lineage: Eukaryota; Metazoa; Arthropoda; Insecta; Diptera; Tephritidae. The transcript is spliced from 3 exons. The record is from RefSeq and is a predicted model, not a curated record. The coding region runs from base 58 to 372 and encodes 104 amino acids.